AAGAGGCAGGAAGACAGGACCAUGUCGAAGGGCCCCGUGCCCGGCGGCUCCGCAGCUUCCUCGGCGCCCCCGGCCGCUACCGCUCAGGUGCUGCAGGCACAGCCCGAGAAACCGCAGCACUACACGUACCUGAAGGAAUUCCGCACAGAGCAGUGCCCACUCUUUGUGCAACACAAAUGCACGCAGCAUCGGCCCUACACCUGCUUCCACUGGCACUUCGUGAACCAGCGGCGCCGACGGUCCAUCCGCCGACGGGACGGCACCUUCAACUACAGUCCUGACGUCUACUGCACCAAGUACGACGAGGCUACAGGCCUCUGCCCGGAGGGCGACGAGUGCCCAUUCCUGCACAGGACUACAGGGGAUACUGAGCGCAGGUACCACCUUCGUUACUACAAAACUGGAAUCUGCAUCCACGAAACAGACUCAAAAGGCAACUGCACCAAAAACGGCCUGCACUGCGCUUUUGCUCAUGGGCCCCAUGACCUCCGCUCCCCUGUCUACGACAUCAGGGAGCUCCAGGCCAUGGAGGCCUUGCAGAAUGGCCAGACCGCAGUAGAGGGCAGCAUAGAGGGCCAGUCAGCUGGGGCUGCGAGCCACGCCAUGAUAGAAAAAAUCCUCAGUGAGGAGCCUCGGUGGCAAGAGACAGCUUAUGUGCUGGGGAACUAUAAGACGGAGCCGUGCAAGAAGCCCCCGCGGCUGUGCCGCCAGGGCUACGCCUGUCCCUACUACCACAACAGCAAGGACCGGCGGCGGAGCCCCCGGAAACACAAAUACAGGUCAUCUCCUUGUCCAAAUGUCAAACAUGGAGAUGAGUGGGGAGACCCCGGCAAAUGUGAGAACGGAGAUGGUUGCCAGUACUGCCACACCCGCACGGAGCAGCAGUUCCACCCGGAGAUCUACAAAUCCACCAAGUGCAACGACAUGCAGCAGUCGGGCAGCUGUCCCCGAGGACCUUUCUGCGCCUUUGCCCACGUAGAACAGCCACCCCUAAGUGAUGACCUACAGCCUUCCUCAGCUGUGUCCAGCCCCACCCAGCCGGGUCCCGUCUUGUACAUGCCAUCUGCUGCCGGAGACUCGGUGCCUGUGAGCCCCUCCAGCCCGCAUGCCCCUGACCUCAGCGCCCUCCUCUGUAGAAACAGCAGCCUAGGCAGCCCAUCUAACCUCUGUGGCUCCCCGCCGGGCUCCAUCAGGAAGCCCCCAAACCUGGAGGGCAUUGUCUUCCCUGGGGAAUCUGGCCUUGCCCCUGGCAGCUAUAAGAAGGCUCCUGGCUUCGAGAGGGAAGACCAGGUGGGAGCCGAGUACCUGAAAAAUUUCAAAUGCCAGGCCAAAUUAAAAUCUCAUUCACUAGAGCCCAGAAGUCAAGAGCAACCUCUGCUUCAGCCCAAACAGGACAUGCUGGCCAUCCUCCCUGUGGGCAGCCCCCUGACCUCAAGCAUCUCUUCUAGUAUCACCUCCAGCCUGGCAGCUACACCCCCUAGCCCCGCGGGCACCAGCAGCGUCCCUGGCAUGAAUGCAAAUGCUCUGCCCUUCUACCCCACCAGCGACACGGUAGAGUCAGUCAUAGAAUCUGCUUUGGAUGAUCUGGACCUAAAUGAAUUUGGGGUGGCCGCCCUGGAGAAGACUUUUGAUAACAGCACAGUGCCCCACCCAGGCAGCAUCACAAUCGGUGGCAGUUUGCUGCAGAGCUCUGCACCUGUGAACAUCCCUGGCUCCCUGGGCAGCUCUGCCUCCUUCCACUCAGCAUCCCCAUCCCCUCCAGUCAGCCUUUCCUCACACUUCCUGCAACAGCCCCAAGGCCACCUGAGCCAGUCAGAAAACACAUUUUUGGGGACCUCAGCAUCACAUGGAUCUUUGGGUCUGAACGGGAUGAACAGCAGCAUCUGGGAGCACUUUGCCUCCGGAAGCUUCUCCCCGGGCACUUCCCCUGCCUUCCUGUCAGGGCCAGGGGCUGCUGAGCUGGCCCGGCUUCGGCAGGAGCUAGAUGAAGCCAACGGCACCAUCAAGCAGUGGGAGGAGUCCUGGAAGCAGGCCAAGCAGGCUUGUGAUGCCUGGAAGAAGGAGGCGGAAGAGGCCAGUGAGCGGGCCAGUGCAGCCGGCGCCGAGUGCGAGUUGGCCCGGGAGCAGCGGGACGCGCUGGAGGUGCAGGUGAAGAAGCUCCAGGAGGAGCUGGAGCGGCUGCACUCGGGGCCUGACCCCCAGGCCCUGCCCGCCUUCUCAGACCUGGAGGCACUCCCGCUCGCCACCCUCUACUCCCUCCAAAAGCAGCUGCGGGCCCACCUGGAGCAAGUGGAAAAGGCUGUGUUCCACAUGCAGUCCGUGAAAUGCCUUAAGUGUCAGGAGCAGAACCGGGCGGUGCUGCCAUGCCAACACGCUGUGCUGUGCGAGCUCUGUGCCGAGGGCAGCGAGUGCCCUGUCUGCCAGCCCGGCCGGGCCCAUGCCCUCCAGUCGUGACGCUGCAGGCCUGGCCCGGCCUGGCCCAGAUCUUCUCAUCUAGGACUUUUUUAAAGUGUAUAUAUAUAUAUAUAUAUAUGUAUGUAUGUAUGUAUGUAUAUGUAUAUGAUUCUGUAUAUGUAUAC
Messenger RNA from Cynocephalus volans (Philippine flying lemur), 2579 nucleotides. It is a transcript of the gene UNK, whose product is annotated as unk zinc finger. Gene Ontology annotation, molecular function: metal ion binding. The record is from RefSeq and is a predicted model, not a curated record. Bases 22 to 2454 code for a protein of 810 amino acids. The transcript has 16 exons. NCBI's taxonomy places the organism in Eukaryota, Metazoa, Chordata, Mammalia, Dermoptera, Cynocephalidae.